UCUUCAAACCACAACCACCAGCUUCAUCGUCUUUUCUCUCUCUCUCUCUCUCUCUCUCUCUCUCUCUCACACACACACACACACACACAGUUUCUCACCUACACCUAUAUAUACGCCAUUGUCAUCCCGCAUUAUCCGUAUGACUUGAGAAAUCACCAGAAGAUUCUCUAGAUCUAAUCUUCACGUGAUCUCCGCUAGCUUGUGCAUUAAUGGCGGCAACUGCUCCGCAUGUACUUCAGUUACCGGUUCGGUCGCCGGAGCUUCGAGUUUUGAUAGCUGGAUACGCGGUUUUCGGGUCGCGAUUGGAGUUGCCGUACUUGCGUAAUAAUCACGCGCCUCUGCAGGUUAAGGCUCGGAAAGUGAAAGUUAAGUGUGUUGCAAAAUCGACUGAAGAGGAGACUGAGCUGGAGGCGUUGGUCAAGGACGAUGAAGAUGAUGAUGACGUGGCGAUUCGUCGGGAGUACUCCAAUGGCUCAGCUAGUUCGCAAAAGACUGUUUCUACCUCUAGUGGCGAUUCCUUGUCCCUUGGAAUCCGUGAACCUGUUUAUGAGGUAGUGGAGGUAAAGUCAUCUGGGACGGUAGCGAAAAGGAAUAUAAACAGAAGGCACUUGCUGAAGUCAAGUGGUCUACGCCCUCGAGAUAUCAGGAGUGUUGAUCCAUCAUUGUGGUUGACAAAUUCAAUGCCUGCUUUGCUGGUCCGUGAGCAUGCAAUUCUAUUGAAUCUAGGUUCUUUACGGGCCAUAAUAAUGCAAGAACAAGUCCUUAUAUUUAAUUAUAACCGUAAAGGAGGAAAGGCUUUCAUUGAUGCAUUGUUACCACGGCUAAAUCCUAAAAACACAAAUGGAGGACCAUCGAUGCCUUUUGUGCUAGAGGUGGUUGAAGCAGCAUUGCAUUCACGGAUACAGAGAUUGGAGCAUAGACUGUGGGAUUUAGAACCUCGUGUCCAAGCAUUACUUGAGGUUUUGCCUAAUCGAUUAACUGCAGACAUAUUGGAGGAACUCCGUAUCAGUAAACAGAAAUUGGUGGAAUUGGGUUCCAGGGCCGGGGCUCUUAAGCAAAUGCUGCUUGAUAUUCUAGAGGAUACUCAUGAAAUACGUCGCAUCUGUAUCAUGGGGAGAAAUUGUGUACUUAAGAAAGAAAAUGAUGAGAUGGAAUGCUCUGUGCCCCUAGAAAAGGAGGUUGCUGAGGAAGAAGAGGAAGAAAUUGAAAUGCUGUUGGAAAACUAUCUUCAGAGAUGUGAAUCUUGUCACGGUCAAGCAGAAAGGCUCCUUGAUUCUGCAAAAGAAAUGGAAGACUCAAUUGCCGUAAACUUGAGUUCUCGAAGGCUUGAGGUAAGCAGAUUUGAAUUGAUUCUACAGGUUGGGACAUUUUGUGUUGCCGUCGGUGCUAUGGUAGCAGGUAUAUUUGGCAUGAACUUAAGAUCCUAUCUAGAGGAACAUGUGUUUGCAUUCUGGCUUACAACUGGAGGAAUAAUCGUUGGGGCUGUUCUGGGCUUCUAUCUCAUGUACUGGUAUCUGAGAACAAAGAAAAUACUGUAAGCAACAGCUGCUUUGGCAAUCAGGUGACACGAAACUUGACAAAGAUUCAGCUUGCAACUGCAAUAUAGUGCCCAAAAAUUGCUGGAUACUAGCAUAUUGUGUGGCAAGAUUGUUAGAUAGGAGCAUUGCGCAUUAAUAAGGAGCUUCAUAAACACUCGGAAACAUCAGCAAAAUUAGGUACUCAUUCUGUCCCGAAUCAAGAUCCACAGGAUUUGAGAAUAAAGGUGAUGCCAAAUCCUCGGCAAGCUAAUACCAUGGUUGUCAAUUAGGAAUAGCCAUCAUCCUCUAUACCAGCUUGUUAGGUAGCAUAGUGUUUCCAGUUAUAAGUUACUACCACAUUCUGGCAUUAAAGGUAUUGUUGCACUUGCACCCUUGUAAACCCUGAAUACGCUGAGUGGUGAAUCAGUUGAACAGAAGUGCCAAUUGAGAGAGUUCUUAUGCCCAAGAUUUGAUUAUCAUUUCUUCUUUCAUUGUAAGUGUGCAGAGUAGGUUUUGAACUUAUAAAAAAUAACUAAUUCAUGUAUUGA
Messenger RNA from Nicotiana tabacum (common tobacco), 2065 nucleotides. RefSeq names its product magnesium transporter MRS2-11, chloroplastic. The record is from RefSeq and is a predicted model, not a curated record. Gene Ontology annotation, cellular component: chloroplast envelope. Gene Ontology annotation, biological process: magnesium ion transport. NCBI's taxonomy places the organism in Eukaryota, Viridiplantae, Streptophyta, Magnoliopsida, Solanales, Solanaceae. Gene Ontology annotation, molecular function: magnesium ion transmembrane transporter activity.